This is a messenger RNA of Magnusiomyces paraingens, 603 nucleotides long. RefSeq lists its product as uncharacterized. The record is from RefSeq and is a predicted model, not a curated record. The transcript has a single exon. NCBI's taxonomy places the organism in Eukaryota, Fungi, Ascomycota, Dipodascomycetes, Dipodascales, Dipodascaceae. The coding region runs from base 1 to 603 and encodes 200 amino acids.
AUGACCAAAAUUGAUUUGGGUGAUAAAUUGGGUUUUAUUCAUUUUACAAAAAAUGUGAAACCUAAAGAUGAGAAAGUGCAACUUACUUUACCUAAUGGAGAACUUCGUGAACCCCAGAAGGAAGUUAAAUUGCUUGGAAUUACUUUGAACAAUCUGCUUGAUUUUAAAUCUCAUAUUUUGAAUAAAAUCAAUAAAGCAAGAAAAGCUGUUGGUGCUAUUUGGCAUCUUGGUGGCGUGCAAAAAGGUAUGCGAGGGUCUGCAGUCAGAUCACUGUAUAUUGCUUGCGUGAGACCAAUUGUCGAAUAUGGCUUAGAAAUUUGGCAUCACAAAAUUUUGAAAGGAGAAAUCCACAAGUUGGAAGUAAUGCAGAAUAUGGCUUUAAGAAGAAUUGUUGGUGCUUAUCGCACAACUCCUAUUGCGGUACUACAAAAGGAAGCUGGUAUUAUGCCAUAUAGUAUUAGGCUAAAAUUUAUGGUGGCACGAAAAGCUAUUCGUUUACACCUAAAUAUUAGCAAAACUAAUCCUAUUAAUGGUCAUUUGUUAACAUUGAUUGAAAUCUCCAAUUGCAAAGCUAACCACGCUUUACAUGUUGGCGAAAGAUGA